GAAGCACCGUCUAGACACCACCACAAGCUCCGCCAUGAAGGUCUUCGUUGCCCUGUCAGCCCUGCUGGCCGCCGCCGUCGCCGCCCCCGCUCCCGGCUACCUGGGGGCCGCGCACGGCGUCCUGGCCGCCGCCCCCGCACUGGUCGCCGGCCACGGGGUGCACCCCGGCUACGCCGCCUACGGCCCGGCGCACAUCGCCGUCGGCCCCGGCGGCUACGUCGUGGACACCCCUGAGGUGGCCGCCACCAGGGCCGCCCACCUGACCGCCGUCGCCCACACGCAGGCCCGCGACGCCCACAUCAACGGCGCCUACGCGCACGCCGCCCUCGCCGCCCCAGCCGCCAUCGUCGCCGCCCCACACGCCCCCGGUCUGCUCGGAGCGCACGGUCUCGGCUACGCCCACGGACACUUGGCCAUCCACGGCUGAAGCCUGCUGUCGCGCCGGACGCCCCACCGCCGUCAUCCCAAAUUGUGUACAAACUAACUUAUAAGUAAAUAAAUAUCGGCCCAUCGAAAUGAA
This is a messenger RNA of Schistocerca piceifrons (Central American locust), 520 nucleotides long. RefSeq names its product cuticle protein 18.7-like. Lineage: Eukaryota; Metazoa; Arthropoda; Insecta; Orthoptera; Acrididae. The transcript is spliced from 2 exons. The coding region runs from base 35 to 427 and encodes 130 amino acids. The record is from RefSeq and is a predicted model, not a curated record.